Molecule: messenger RNA, 3576 nt
Organism: Eucalyptus grandis
Lineage: Eukaryota; Viridiplantae; Streptophyta; Magnoliopsida; Myrtales; Myrtaceae
Product: pentatricopeptide repeat-containing protein At1g56690, mitochondrial
Exons: 3
Coding region: 441-2558 (705 amino acids)
Biological process (GO): RNA modification
Molecular function (GO): RNA binding; protein binding; zinc ion binding
Source: RefSeq, a predicted model, not a curated record
UAAAGAAAGGGAAAUUACCAAAAUCCUAAAUCGAACCAAUUCAACCCGAGAAUUGGAUCAACUAGUUCGGGGAUGGCACCGGUCUAUCCCGGAACUAAUCACCCCUACGAGAGCGUUCCAAAUUCAAGAAAGUUCAUCUAGCAAAAAGCCAUUUCGUGCCUAAUCAACCCUCAAAAGUCCUCUCCAUCAAAAGAUCGGCCCAUGUUCUGUUCUUUCCUUCGGAGCCUGGACGGGGCUUGAUGAUCUCAUGAAGCACUCGUACGGAACAGACCUCUGCAAUUGCCCGAAUUCAAAGAUUAUUUCGGACCAAAACCUGAAAUUUAAGGCGAUCGAUGCUUAGGUAAGUGGAAAAAAAACCACGCAUCAGCCGAAAGAGAGAAAAAAAAAAGAAAAAGUUCCGACCUUUUAACGGUCUCGGAACUUCGUCUUGUGGAUUUCAUAUGCGGACGAAGCUCGUAGCGGUCCCGCGUCGUGCUUUCUGCACCCACGCAGCGAUCUCCGGCACUUCCCACAUCGCCCGCCUCGCCCGCCUAGGACAGAUUGACAAUGCGCGGAGGGUGUUCGACCAAAUGCUUCACAAGCCCAUCGCGUCCUGGAACGCGGUCGUUUCCGGGUACUUCCAGAACAGCAGGCCCCACGAAGCGCGGGAGAUGUUUGACAGAAUGCCUGAGAGGAAUACGGUUUCGUGGAAUGGGUUGGUUUCUGGUUACGUUAGGAAUGGGAUGAUCGAGGAAGCCCGAAAAGCAUUUGAUGUAAUGCCCGAGCGCAAUGUCGUCUCGUGGACGGCGAUGGUGAGGGGGUAUGUGCGGGAGGGGAUGGUAUCCGCGGCGGAAGUGCUCUUUUGGCAAAUGCCUGAGAAGAAUGUUGUGUCGUGGACUGUGAUGUUGGGGGGCUUGAUUCAAGAUGGUAGGAUUGAUGAGGCCCGUCGGCUCUUUGAUAUGAUGCCGGUCAAGGAUGUUGUUGCUAGGACUAAUAUGAUGGGAGGGUACUGUCAGGAAGGGCGACUCGAUGAAGCGAGGGAAAUUUUUGAUGAGAUGCCGCAUAGAAAUGUAGUCUGCUGGACGGCCAUGAUCACAGGGUAUGCACAGAAUGAUCGGGUGGACAUUGCUAGGAAGCUUUUCGAAGUGAUGCCAGAAAAGAACGAGGUGUCCUGGACAGCUAUGCUGAUGGGCUAUACCCAGUGUGGGCGGAUAGAGGAGGCCUCAGAAAUUUUCGAUGUGAUGCCAGUGAAGUCAGUUGUUGCCUGUAAUGCAAUGAUCCUUGGAUUUGGCCAGAGGGGGGAGGUAGUCAAAUCAAGGCAGGUAUUUGAUAUGAUGAGAGAGAAGGAUGAUGGAACAUGGAGUGCAAUGAUUAAGGUUUAUGAGAGGAAAGGUUUUGAGCUGGAAGCGUUGGACCUGUUUGCUAUGAUGCAGAGAGAGGGAUUCAGACCCAGCUUUCCUUCCUUAAUUAGUAUCCUAUCUGUUUGUGCCAGCUUGGCAUGUCUUGAUCAAGGCAGAGAGGUUCAUGCCCAGUUGAUCAGGUCCCACUUUGACUUUGAUGUGUAUGUUACCUCAGUUCUCAUCACAAUGUAUAUUAAGUGCGGAAACCUUGUAAAAGCAAAAGUGGUGUUUGAUCGGUUUGGUGUUAAGGAUGUGGUCAUGUGGAAUUCUAUCAUUACAGGUUAUGCACAACAUGGUUUAGGAGAAGAGGCUUUGAGAGUAUUUCAAGAGAUGUGCUCUUCAAUGACUCUACCAGAUGAAGUUACCUUUGUCGGAGUACUCUCAGCAUGUAGCUACACUGGGAAGGUAAAUGAAGGGCGAGAGAUUUUUGAUUCAAUGAAGAGCAAAUAUCUAGUGGAGCCCCAGACUGAACAUUAUGCCUGCAUGGUUGAUUUGCUUGGCCGGGCUGGCAGGUUAAAUGAGGCCAUGGAUCUAAUAAAGGGGAUGCCAGUGGAAGCUGAUGCUGUAGUUUGGGGUGCUUUGCUAGGGGCAUGCAGGACAUAUAUGAACUUGGAUUUGGCAGAAGUUGCAGCAAAGAAACUUUUAGAAUUGGAGCCUGAGAAUGCUGGACCUUACAUCUUGUUAUCAAAUCUUUAUGCAUCAAAAGGUAAGUGGACUGAUGUUGCGGAUUUAAGGAGAAAAAUGAGGUCAAGGAGUGUAAGCAAGUCCCCUGGCUGUAGCUGGAUUGAAGUAGAAAAGAAAGUACAUAUGUUUACUGGAGGCGACAGUAGGAGCCAUCCCGAACAUGUUGGUAUCUUGAGAAUGCUGGAGAAAUUGGGUGUGUUGUUGAGACAAGCGGGGUAUUCUCCAGAUGGUAGCUUUGUGCUUCAUGACAUUGAUGAGGAAGAAAAAUUGCAUAGCUUAAGGUAUCACAGUGAAAAACUUGCUGUAGCUUUUGGGCUUUUAAAGAUACCAGAAGGCAUGCCUAUCCGAGUAAUGAAGAAUCUUCGGGUUUGUGGUGACUGUCAUUCUGCAAUCAAAUUAAUUGCAAAAGUCACCGGAAGAGAGAUAAUCUUGCGGGAUGCUAACAGAUUCCACCAUUUCAAGGAUGGCUCCUGUUCCUGCAGGGACUAUUGGUGAUGACUCUAAAUGUUGAUGCUGCUAGGAGAGAAUCAUACCCAAUCUAAAGUUUUCUAGGUAUCCUGGCUCAUUCAACUGAAGAUGAGAUGAGGCAAUCCUUCUUUGCUCCAAAAUUUGAGCAUGUGAGGUGCCAAAUUCUGGGUAUGUGUGUCUAUACCCUAUUGGCAGAAUCAUAUGACUUGGAUGGGUAAGAAAUUGAACUUUUUUUAUGGACUCUCUAAAAAAGAAGUUGGAAUAUAAAUUGGACCUGUACCAACUUCCCUUUUCACACGAUUUCUGAGGCAGUUUUUGUGUGACAUGAAAAUUUGAAGAUGAAUUGGCUAGAUGCAUGAAUUGAUUGGAGACCUAUACUGGCCUCAACCAACAGAAGGAAAAAAGGUGAACAACUGUGGAGUCAAGGUCUCUUAUUUGGUGUUUAAGCUUUAAGCAAAUGAACUUUAUCGCCAGCAAAGGUUAUUCAAAUUGGGAAAGCUAGAGUUUGCACUGUCUACUCUGGUGCAACUUUGGCAUUGGUGGUUUUGUUCCAGAAACCUAACAUCAACACCUCCCACAUCUUUCUAGUCUUUAAGUCUUACUACUCUUAUCUUAUUACACUUGCUGAUGCACCAGCCACCGGGAUGUCAUGGAAGUAUCAGUUGCAACAAUCUUUGAAAUAUCAGAAAGUAGCCGCUCAAAAGUUGGUUGGUUUGCCUUAUGGAGUCUUGGAGAUCAAGCGGUGUUCAUGCCAUAUCAUUUGGCAUUGUGAUGCUACCAAUUCGACCUUGAUGUUCUUGGAAGACGCCGUCGUAUCUUCUGCCACUGCAGUGAGUGGACUCUGACCUUCCAGAUCUUUGUUUCAGUCUCACUUUGGAGUGAUCAAAUUGCUGAAGAAUUUACCAAUAUAUCCGUUUCUUAAUGUCGAGAGUUGUUGAGUUUUUUCUAUUAGUUGGCUAGAACUUCUACCGCAUUUGCUAUAUCACUAUUUGUUUAUAACAAUGGUACUUUAAAAGCAAUGCAAAACGUUGGAUGCUCAAGAUAA